Molecule: messenger RNA, 746 nt
Organism: Rubroshorea leprosula
Lineage: Eukaryota; Viridiplantae; Streptophyta; Magnoliopsida; Malvales; Dipterocarpaceae
Source: the annotation of a GenBank genome assembly
AACUCCGUCCUCAAGAUCUUUUCUCAUUUUCCUCUGUUUCUCACACCAAAAUGCUUCUCAAAUUCAAGACUCCUUUUGGAGACACUGGAGAAAAGAGAGGAGAUGAUGUCGGCUUGAGAAUCUUAACUCAAAUCUCUCUAGGAAAAAAACCCAUUAACGUCGUUGUAAAAUCUGUAUUAAUUAAACUCAACCCGCCCUCCGCUGCCGCCUCCACCGCUGCCACCCCUGAAUCUUGCUUCCUCAAAUCAUGCCAUCUAUGUAAGAACCAAUUAAGCCUGAACAAAGAAGUCUACAUGUACAGGGGUAAUCAGGGGUUUUGCAGCAUGGAGUGCAGGGAGAGGCAAAUUGUAGUGGAUGAAAUAAGAGAACUGGAAGAAUCUACUAAGCAAAGGGUACAAUCUUACCGGCGUUGCAGCGCUGCUGACCGACGGGAGACCCGCCUCCUCCUGGAGGAGCUCCGGCACCGGCAUAAAUCCCCUCCAAACCAAAACCAAAUACACUGGAUAAUCUGAUAAUAUUAAUUCAUAUAUUACAGUUCAUAACUGACAAUUUUUGUUCUGAACACACGGAUUUCCUCGAGCAUAAAGAAAAAUUAAAUGCCUUCUGUAUUUCAAAAUUUUCUGUACUGUUUAUUAAUUUUUCGUUUUUGCUAAGUUACAAAAAUGAGGCGUGCAAGGAAGAGUGCCAGGCUAUUUUUGUAGUAUGUUAAAUUCACGUCUUUGUUUGAUUAAAGAAAAAAAAAUCUU